Messenger RNA from Emiliania huxleyi CCMP1516, 549 nucleotides. RefSeq lists its product as hypothetical. The transcript has a single exon. The coding region runs from base 1 to 549 and encodes 182 amino acids. The record is from RefSeq and is a predicted model, not a curated record. NCBI's taxonomy places the organism in Eukaryota, Haptophyta, Isochrysidales, Noelaerhabdaceae.
AUGCUGAUCAGCGCGGCUCUCGCGCAGCUCGCUCUGCACGCCGACCCAUCCGGCGUCCCGGCGGUCCACCACAGCGCUCGGCGGCUAAUCUUACUCCGGCCCGCUGCCACUGUGGCCGCCACCGAGACCGCCGACGCGCUGGCGGAGCACUUUGGCGCCGACGUGCGCUUCGUCCUGGCGUCGCCCACGCCAGCGUCGCUUGGCGGCGCCGAGCAUCUUGCCGCGCGGCUCUCGCCGACGGUCAUCGGCGGGCUCGGCGUGGAGACAUCACAGGGCUUGGCAGGCGAGGCGGCGGCGCGGGAGGAGGCCCUCGCGGUGAGAGACUUUGUGAUUCGCGGGACGCGGGACGGCUCGGCUAGCGUGAUUGUGAGCGACGAGCGAGGGCUGCACGAGAUUCUCGCGGAGGCACUGGGCUCGGAGGAGGCCGCAUGCGUGCCCGACUCGUCGGUGAGCGUGCUCGACUUUGGCCCAGGCUCCUGGCCAGCAGUCGUGGCCGACGAGCCGCCGACCGCGCAAAUCAUCGGCUUUACGCCCUCUCGCUCCAGCUGA